AUGCAGGUAAGGCCAGAGCUGUGUCUCCUGCUGGAAGAAGAAAGGAGGCAGGAGGGGGAUGAGAAGAGAGAAGGGCAACUGCACCCGGGAGUCCAGUUCCGCCUGUGGAAAUUUGCCAUCAGGAUUGAAGUCCUCCUAGUAAUAGCAAGUUCUCCUGAAGAGCUGGGACUACUUUUAAAUACGGGUUUAGAGAAUUUGAUGAUUGUUCCCCCACCCAGGCCGGUGAUAUUUGGAGGGAGGGAAAUAAAUCAGCUAGGAAUUCAUGGAUAUGCAUUUGCAAUUACAAAUAAUGGAUAUAUUCUGACUCAUCCUGAACUCAGGCCUCUGUAUGAAGAAGGGAAAAAGCGAAGAAAGCCCAACUACAGCAGUGUUGACCUCUCUGAGGUUGAAUGGGAAGACAGAGAUGAUGUGCUUCGCAAUGCAAUGGUGAAUCGGAAAACAGGAAAAUUCUCCAUGGAAGUGAAGAAAACAGUGGACAAAGGGAAGCGAGUGUUGGUGAUGACAAAUGACUACUAUUAUACAGAUAUCAAGGGGACCCCUUUCAGUUUAGGUGUGGCUCUGUCUAGAGGACAUGGCAAAUAUUUUUUCAGAGGGAACGUGACAAUAGAAGAAGGAUUACAUGAUUUAGAACAGCCUGAUGUCUCUUUGGCGGAUGAAUGGUCAUACUGCAACACAGACUUGCAUCCCGAACACCGCCAAAUGACUCAACUGAAGGCAAUUAAAAACUAUCUCACAGGGAAAGAGCCGUUGCUUCUUUGUGACAAAGAAUUGAUACAGGAAGUCUUAUUUGAUGCAGUGGUGAGUGCCCCAAUUGAAGCUUAUUGGACCAGCCUUGCACUAAAUAAAUCAGAAAAUUCAGACAAAGGAGUAGAAGUUGCCUUCCUUGGAACUCGGACAGGUCUUUCUCGGGUCAAUCUUUUUGUGGGGCCAGAACAACUAACUAAUCAAGACUUCUUGACAGCUGAAGACAAGGAGAAUAUUUUUAACGCGGAUCAUUUCCCACUUUGGUACAGAAGAGCUGCUGAGCAGAUUCCAGGAAGCUUUGUCUACUCCAUUCCAUUCAGUACAGAAACAGCAAACAAGAGCAAUGUGGUGACAGCAAGCACUGCCAUACAGCUGCUGGAUGACCGAAAGUCACCUGUGGUAGCAGCUGUAGGUAUCCAGAUGAAACUGGAGUUUUUCCAAAGGAAAUUUUGGACUGCCAGUAGACAGUGCACUUCUCUUGAUGGCCGAUGUUCUAUAAGCUGUGACGAUGAGAAUAUUAACUGUUACCUCAUUGACAAUAAUGGAUUUAUAUUAGUUUCAGAAGACUAUACACAGACUGGAAACUUCUUUGGUGAAAUUGAAGGUGCAGUGAUGAACAAAUUGCUAAUAAUGGACUCAUUUAAAAGAAUUACUCUUUAUGACUACCAAGCCAUGUGUAGAACAACCAAAGAAAGUAGCGAUAGUGCCCAUACCUUAUUGGAUCCUUAUAAAGCUUUCUUUGCUGCAGUCAAAUGGAUUGUGACUGAACUUGUCUUGUUUCUGGUGGAAUUUAAUCUAUGCAAUUGGUGGCAUUCAGACCUUAUAGCAAAGGCUCAGCGAUUGAAGCAAACCCUAGAACCAUGUGACACUGAAUAUCCAGCUUUUGUUUCUGAACGCACAAUCAAGGAGACCACAGGAAAUAUUUAUUGCGAUAACUGCUUCAAGUCGUUUGUUAUCCAACAAAUUCAAAAUAGCAAUCUCUUCAUGGUAGUAGUAAGUAAUGAAUGUGACUGCGAGUCAGUUUCACCAAUUACCAUGGAACCAAUAGAAAUAAGGUAUAUCCUUUUCUUCUACAAUAAUGUUAAUGUCUUAUGCUUGGAUACAAACAUUUAGCAAAUAUUUAGCUAACACUUAGUGAGACCAAUUGGAAUUAAGUUAGUUAAUAGUUAAAUCAAG
Messenger RNA from Candoia aspera, 1920 nucleotides. RefSeq names its product voltage-dependent calcium channel subunit alpha-2/delta-3-like. Bases 1 to 1857 code for a protein of 618 amino acids. Lineage: Eukaryota; Metazoa; Chordata; Lepidosauria; Squamata; Candoiidae. The transcript has 22 exons. The record is from RefSeq and is a predicted model, not a curated record. Gene Ontology annotation, molecular function: voltage-gated calcium channel activity. Gene Ontology annotation, cellular component: voltage-gated calcium channel complex.